This is a messenger RNA of Colletotrichum siamense, 612 nucleotides long. RefSeq lists its product as uncharacterized. The record is from RefSeq and is a predicted model, not a curated record. The coding region runs from base 1 to 612 and encodes 203 amino acids. The transcript has a single exon. Lineage: Eukaryota; Fungi; Ascomycota; Sordariomycetes; Glomerellales; Glomerellaceae.
AUGAACACACCCGGAACUCCCUCGAGCGAAAGCCUGGGAACCACGGCAAGCUACAUCCCCGUCUUUGCAUCCCGCGAGCGGGAUGCAAACAAUAGCAGUCCCGAGCCUCCCGAGCCCGCGUCCCGCGAGGACUUCGAUCGCCUCGAGAAGGAAGUCUCCAGCCGCUCCUACGAUAUCGCCAUGGAAAAGAUCCACGAGACCGCUAUGCGAGAGUUCAUCAGCGCCAUCAGCUGGAGUCGGUGGUCUGCUGUGAAGGCCUGGCUCGCGGAUGAUGUCGAGUUCGUCAAGGUCCCGCUUCGUUUGGGCGGCAUAUGUCACGGCGCCAAAGAAGUCGUUACCCAUUUCACCGAGAUGCAAGCCAGCGGACCCGUUUAUUUUGAGGUCGACUACAUGAUUGUAGACCAAGGAUACAUCACGUCCAUCGUUGAGAUGAGCCAGGACAUCCCUGCCGAAAAUGCCCGUACCGAGCAAAUUAUUGCCUGGAUUAUCAGCCUCGACGAUGACAACAAGAUAAUCCGUAUGGAACACAGAGAUAUCGGAGCGAAGAAGUACCGCCCCUUGAACCCACCUCAUAGGUUUUCCGAGGGCGACUACUCAGAAUUCCAGAUUUAA